Morone saxatilis (striped sea-bass) is the source of this 1329-nucleotide messenger RNA. RefSeq names its product allantoicase (gene allc). Gene Ontology annotation, molecular function: allantoicase activity. The transcript has 11 exons. The coding region runs from base 39 to 1241 and encodes 400 amino acids. Gene Ontology annotation, biological process: allantoin catabolic process. The record is from RefSeq and is a predicted model, not a curated record. Lineage: Eukaryota; Metazoa; Chordata; Actinopteri; Moronidae.
GCAACUGCUUCAAUGUUUCUGCUCAGUAGAAACUCAACAUGGCCGAGAGGAGAGCGGCAGUGAAGGCAUCAGCAGAGCCCGACUUCCUACAGUUCAAUGAUCUGGCCUGCGAGGCGGUCGGUGGGAAGGUUAUUUUUGCUUCAGACGAAUGGUUCGCUCCGGCUGUCAACCUGCUGAAGAGAGAGCCGCCACAGUUCAUCGCUUCUGCCUUCACUGAGUUUGGCAAGUGGAUGGACGGAUGGGAGACGAGGAGGAAGAGAACACCUGGUCAGGACUGGUGCAUCAUCCAGCUGGGAGUACCGGGGAUGAUCUACGGCAUCGACGUCGACACGUCCUUCUUCACUGGAAACCACUCGCCCUACGUCUCCAUCCAGGGCGGCUUACUGGACAAACCGCCAACCUUCACGCUGGAAGGAGACCGAACCGGCAUGGCCGCCUCCGACAGCCAGCUGGCUGCUGUCGCCAAGCUGGGCUCGGAGGCGUGGCCGGAGCUGGUCGGUGUGUCGCAGCUAAAUCCUGGAUACUCAGACUGUUGCCAUAACUACUUCAAGGUCGACUUUAACCACCGAGUCACACACCUGCGCCUCAACAUGUACCCAGAUGGAGGGAUAGCCAGACUGCGAGUGUACGGCGUCGGGCAGAGAGACUGGUCAUCUGUCUCCCCCCACCAGGACGUUGACCUGGUGGCUCUGACCAAUGGGGGAGUCUGCCUCGGCUACAGCGACGCCCACUUUGGACAUCCACGCAACAUGAUUGGUCUCGGCCGAGCUGUCAACAUGGCCGAUGGCUGGGAAACAGCUCGCAGGCUGGACAGACCCAAACACCUGAAGGUGGACCAGCAGGGGAUCCUGCAGGUCCCCGGUUGGGAGUGGGCCGUGUUUCGUCUCGGUCAUCCCGGAGUGAUCAGCAGCAUCGAGGUCGACACCAACCACUUCAAAGGUAACUUCCCGGACUCUUGCAGGAUCGAGGCCCGUUCUUUGACCCCAGAGGAGGAAGCUGAGUGCAUCAGGACAAGGUGGAAAUCUGGGAAAUGGGAGGUCCUCCUUCCCCCUCAGAAACUCCGUCCUCACCACAGACAUCUCUACAGUGAGGUCGAGUUGACUGUGAGCCGACCCGUCACUCACGUCCGUCUCACCAUCAGCCCGGACGGAGGAGUCAGCCGGCUCCGCCUCUGGGGUCGACCGGCGCCAAUCGGCACAGCUCCGGCCGCCAGUCGGCAGAGACCGGCGUCCAAACUCUGAUCCUCCGAGCGCUUGUCCUCCAUCACCAGGAUGUCGAACACGGAGAGGAUGGAACGUUUCUGAUCUGUGUUUCACAAUACCACAUCCC